AUGGCGUCGCAGCGCAACAACAGGCCGGCGCGCGGCUCGAGUCGCAACGACAGUGCGGCCGAGGAGGUGCAGCUAUGGGAGCAGAUCCAGGGCGAACUGAGGCAGAUCGUGGACCAGUUCAACGCGAGCACCGAGAUCGGCAGGAAGAUCAAGACCCAGGACCAGAUCCUCAAGGAGAACCCUGGGCGGACCACCAUGGACGCGACUUUCAAUGUGCUUGAGGAGCUGCUCCGGUCGGGUGUUAAGACAAAUGACGAUCUGGUUGAAAAGAUCCGCGCCGUCCGUACAAACAUUGAAAUUCUCAGCGCCCUUUCCAAGGCCAAGGACCCGAGCGGCUCUUCGGGCGGCAAGAGCAGCCAGCACCUGAAUCCGUCGUCGGCCAGGAGUAGCGGCCUAGGUGGGUCGAGCCGUAACGCGAGCCGAGGCGCCACCGCCACGAGGGAGGCGAACCGGACUAAGGAUAAGGAGGCCAAGGAGGCCAAAGAGGCCAAGGAGGCGUCGUCGCAAAAGGAUCAGAGUUCUUUGUACGACUUUGAUGGAGCCGAGUCACCCGUGCCGUCACCACACGGCAAUCACACCGUUCGUAAGCUCGGCAGUGAGCGGUCUGCCGGUAGGGACAGCCUCCCACCGCGAGGUGACCGUGACACACCGUCCAAAGCCGACAGCGCCGAACCGCCGCAGCUCCCAGCGACUGGGUCGUCGGUGGCGUCAUCCACGUCCGCGUCGGCGGCGGCGCUGCAGCGGUCCAAGGUCGUGUUUGCCAAGGGCCAAGACGUGGCGUUCAAACCCAAGCAGGCAAACAACAGCAGCAAUAACGGUGACACGGCCGAUUGGUUCCUGGGACGCGUUGCGGCCGUGUUGGGUGAGGGCAAGUCACGUCGUUACAAGGUUAAGGACGAGGACCCGGAUGUGUCACCUGACGAGCGAAAAGAGUAUCGCACCAGCGCCAGCAGCAUGAUACCCAUCCCCGCCGCGGGCGAAAAGCUGUCCAGCCUGGACAAGGGCAAAAUCGUGUUGGCUCUGUACCCGGACAGCACGACUUUUUACAAGGCCGAGGUCGAGAGCAUCGACGCCGAGACGGGUAAGGUCAGUCUACGGUUUGAGGGCGAGGAGACCACGGGCACGUUGCAACUUGUCGAGAGGAGAUUUGUUGUCGAGUACCGCCCAUGA
Pyricularia grisea is the source of this 1170-nucleotide messenger RNA. RefSeq lists its product as uncharacterized. Gene Ontology annotation, cellular component: SAGA complex. NCBI's taxonomy places the organism in Eukaryota, Fungi, Ascomycota, Sordariomycetes, Magnaporthales, Pyriculariaceae. The transcript has a single exon. Bases 1 to 1170 code for a protein of 389 amino acids. The record is from RefSeq and is a predicted model, not a curated record.